AUGUCCCUGGAUCCUGACGCUACCAUCAAAACUCUCGGUAUACGGUGGAGUCCUCGGGACGACACACUCUUCUACACUAUUAGCGCGCCUGCUUCCGAGGUCACUACCAAGCGUGCAAUUUUAUCACAAAUUGCGAAACUAUUUGAUCCACUAGGCCUCCUUGGCCCUAUAAUUGUCUAUGCUAAGAUAAUAAUGCAGCUUUUGUGGAAGGCUGGACUAGCCUGGGAUGAAUCAAUCCCGAUCUCAAUUCACUCACUGUGGGCCCAAUUUCGGGCCCAGCUGUCUAUGAUUGAAGAGCUGCGUUUCAAGCGCAGCGUUGCGUUCUCGGGAGCAGUCGAUAUCCAAUUGCAUGGAUUUUGUGACGCAAGCGAGCGAGCAUACGGAGCGUGUAUCUACAUCUGCUCUAUCGAUGAGGCUGGGCAUGUUCGUACUCAUCUGGUUUGUUCAAAAUCACGAGUUGCCCCAGUGUCGUCACUAUCAUUACCUCGAUUAGAGCUCUGCGCUGCGUUAUUACUUUCCAGACUCUAUGACGUAGCUAUUAAAACCCUAUUGUUGGAUAUUAAGGACGUCUUCUUAUGGUCUGAUUCAACUAUCACACUUCAUUGGAUAAAUACCCCUCCUCAUCUACUAAAAACCUUCGUUGCCAAUCGAGUGGCGGAGAUUCAGAGGCUUUCUAAUCGUUGCCAUUGGCGCCGCGUGUCUUCUCAAGACAAUCCUGCGGACUCUAUUUCGCGUGGCCAAACUCCGGCUGAGUUCGUUGCCAAUAGCAUCUGGCAGACUGGCCCAAGUUGGCUGCAGUGCGAGCCUAGCACUUGGCCCAAGGGAGCUCUCCCUUCAAUCGACAUUCCAGAAAUGAAGCCUAUGAUUCCCGAUCGCGUACUUUGUAUGACAAUAGAGUGCGGACUCAAUGAUCUGCUCGAAAAAUACCACUCUAGCCAUAAAUUAAAAUGGGUCGUGGUUUACGUAAUGCGUUUUGUUUACAACGCUCGCCAUAAAAAUCAUCGCAGAUUUGAUCGAUUAAGUUUACAGGAGCUACAACAAGCUCAUGAUCUCAUAAUAAGAAUUACUCAGCACUCAGCCUUUCUGAAAGAAAUAAAGCAACUAAAAAACAAUGAAGUUAUCUCCGACAAUAGUAAAUUAAUUCCGUUAAAUCCCUAUCUUGACGAGCAAGAUCUCUUAAGAGUAGGAGGAAGGCUGGCUCGUUCCUCGCUAACUAAGGAGCAGCAACACCCCCUGCUCUUACCAGCUAGUCAUUGUAUAACGCGUCUUAUCAUAACCGAAGAACACGUGCGGCUGAAGCAUGCUGGCACUCAAGCCACCCUAUAUUCGGUGCGUCAAACAUAUUGGUCCUUAGACCGUCGCAACAUUUCGCGAAAAAUUAUCUAUCGUUGCAUUACCUGCUUUCGAGCGAAACCGCGUGCCGCUGAUCACGUCAUGGGAAUCGUGCCUGAACCCCGUGUCACCCCCUCCCGUCCAUAUGCAUGUCAACCAAAGCAGUUCACUUAG
Molecule: messenger RNA, 1506 nt
Organism: Microplitis demolitor
Lineage: Eukaryota; Metazoa; Arthropoda; Insecta; Hymenoptera; Braconidae
Exons: 1
Coding region: 1-1506 (501 amino acids)
Source: RefSeq, a predicted model, not a curated record